Misgurnus anguillicaudatus (oriental weatherfish) is the source of this 1953-nucleotide messenger RNA. RefSeq names its product cytochrome P450 3A40. Lineage: Eukaryota; Metazoa; Chordata; Actinopteri; Cypriniformes; Cobitidae. The record is from RefSeq and is a predicted model, not a curated record. Gene Ontology annotation, molecular function: oxidoreductase activity, acting on paired donors, with incorporation or reduction of molecular oxygen; iron ion binding; heme binding.
CUGUCCAUUGGGUGGCGCACUAUACACUGUUAUUAAAAGAGGAAGUAAGGAGCUGCUGAAACUUUACUCUCUCUUUUAAGCAACGGGAGAGUUUCAGGACUGAAAGCUGCGAUCAUACAGGCUGGAGGAGGUGUCGUUUAAAUCAGCAGAAAACACAAUGAUUGAUCUGUCAUAUGUAUCUGUCACCUGGACCUUAGUGGUACUGCUCAUAAGUCUUCUGUUUAUUUAUGGUGUUUGGACUCAUGGGUUUUUCAAGAAACUGGGAAUUCCAGGACCAAGACCUUGGCCUUUCCUCGGCACGUUUCUCUCAUACAGAAAAGGUUUUUUCAAUUUUGAUACGGAGUGUGCUAAGAAAUAUGGAAAAGUUUGGGGGAUCUUUGAUGGAAGACUCCCAAUAUUAAUGGUUACUGACCUGGAAAUGAUCAAAGCAAUUAUGGUUAAAGAAUGCUAUUCUACCUUCACCAAUAGACGGGACACAAUUGAAGCCGUGGCUGGCCCUUUUGCUGAUGGUGUAUCUAUAGUUAAAGAUGAGAGAUGGAAGAGGAUCCGCAGUUCACUGUCACCGUAUUUCACAAGCGGACGACUUAAGGAGAUAUUUCCUUUAGCUGAGAAACACGCAGAGCGUUUUAUAAAAAAUAUGAUGAAGCGAGACCUUAAACAGUCAGUUAAAAUUAAAGACGCUGUCGCCUCAUACAGUUUGGAUGUUGUCACCAGCUCGUCCUUUAGUGUUGACAUUGACUCCAUAAACAAUCCUGAUGACCCUUUUGUUGGAAAUAUCAAGAAGUUUUUCCAGUUUAGUUUUUUCAGUCCUCUUUUUCUGUUAUUAACUCUGUUUCCCCCUGCUGCAAAUAUUUUGGCCAAAAUGGGUAUAACUCUUUUCUCAAGAUCAGCUAUGGAUUUUUUCUACAGUGCUCUGAAAAAGAUAAAAGAUGAUCACAACAAGGAAUCCAGUGGCCGAGUAGACUUUCUAAAGCUGAUGAUCCAGAGUCAAAUAUCUGAUGAUCAAGCUGAGGACACCACAAGUGACCAACCUGUUAAAGGUCUUACCGAUCAUGAGAUCCUCUCUCAGUCGUUUAUUUUUAUUCUGGGAGGUUAUGAGACUACAAGUACAACUCUUUCCUUUCUCCUCUAUAAUCUUGCAACUAAUCCGGACUCCCUGCAAAAGCUGGUUAAAGAGAUCGACGCCAACUUUCCUGUCAAUACGCCCAUCACAUAUGAUGCAUUGAUGAAAAUGGAUUAUUUGGAAAUGUGCAUCAAUGAAUCAAUGCGUCUCCUUCCAACCGCCCCACGCUUAGAGAGAACCUGUAAGAAAACUGUAGAGAUCAAUGGCGUGACCAUACCCGAGAAUACUUUGGUUGCAAUUCCUACAUAUGUGCUAAAUCGUGAUCCAAAUCUCUGGGAGUCCCCUGAGGAGUUCAGACCGGAGAGGUUCAGCCCAGAGAGUAAGUCAGAGGUUAACCAGUAUGUUUUCAUGCCUUUUGGACUCGGGCCCCGAAAUUGCAUUGGAAUGAGAUUUGCGCUGAUGAUCAUGAAACUUCUUGUUGUGAAGAUGCUACAGAACUUCAGUAUGCAAACAUGCAAAGAGACGCAGAUUCCUCUGGAGUUGAAUCCCAUGUUUCAGCCAAAGGUGCCCAUCACACUGAAGUUCACACCGAGAUCUCACAGUGACAAAGAAGAAUAGUUCAAAUUACAGUAAUGCAGUGGAGAUUUAUUCAAGUCACACCUUAGUAAAAUUAUCUACAAGAUAUUUGCAAUGACUAUUGUGUCAAAUCAAAGUCUUACAUAAUCACACUUAAUAAAUAACUUUUUGUUAUUAAACUUUUUAUGUUGCCACUUCUACCAUAUUUAGGUGAGUGUAAUGUAAUGUUUAUUGCAAUAAUUAUGUUGCUUAUGGUUGUAUGAGUGAAUUCUUCUUUAUUUUUUCCAGUAUAAUAAAUGCAAUUUUUAAAGGCA